This is a messenger RNA of Larimichthys crocea (large yellow croaker), 4492 nucleotides long. Its product is annotated as low density lipoprotein receptor adapter protein 1. NCBI's taxonomy places the organism in Eukaryota, Metazoa, Chordata, Actinopteri, Sciaenidae. The record is from RefSeq and is a predicted model, not a curated record. Bases 267 to 1121 code for a protein of 284 amino acids. The transcript is spliced from 10 exons.
GGAGGUGAUCAGGUUGGGAGGACACGCCCUUAACUUUGGGAGGGUGCAGGAGGUGCACAUGCUGCUCCUCAGCUGCUGAUCAGUCUCUUGUUGGGAGAGCAAAGCUCAGAUAUUCAGGGUGGGAACUUGAGAACAGUGAGUGUUGCUUUUUUUCUUUGGCACAUCCGCCGUCGAGCUCAGCUUGCUUGUAAUUUACCACCUCCCCGUGGUCCCGGAGAUUUGGGGGGGGGCGGGGAUCCACCUGCCACACACACACACACCUCGGGAUGGAUGCCCUCAAAUCCGCCGGCAGAGCGAUUAUCAAGAGCCCCGGAGUUCCGCGGCACACAUGGGGAACUUCAAAACACGAAAAGCUGCCGGAGAACUGGACAGACACAAAGGAGACUCUGCUGGAGGGCAUGGUGUUCAAUGUUAAGUACCUGGGUAUGACUCUGGUAGGCCAGCCCAAAGGAGAAGACAUGGCCUCAGCUGCCAUUCGCAGAAUUGUUGCCACGGCCAGAGCCAGUGCAAAGAAGUUUCGGAAAGUCACACUGACAGUUUCACCGAAGGGCAUCGUCCUCACAGACACAGAGACUACAGACCUCAUAGAAAACGUCUCCAUAUACAGAAUCUCGUACUGCACAGCAGAUAAAACUCAGGAUAAGGUCUUUGCAUACGUCUCCCAGAGUCAGUUCAACGAGACCCUGGAGUGUCACGCAUUCCUCUGCCAAAAGAAGAAGAUUGCUCAGGCUGUGACAUUAACAGUAGCCCAGGCUUUUAAAGUAGCCCUUGAUCUUUGGGAGAUUGCUCAGGAGGACAAAAGCAAGAAGGCGAGGACCUGCUGUUCUUGUGCGGCAAACAACGGGCAGUCAGAGACAACAAACCCUCAGUGUGUUCCUGCAGAUCCAGAAGCACACAAGCCCGUCGGGAUGGAGGAGAAGCUCCGGAGGCCCUUCUUCUCUGCUUCACUCAGCUCGCCCUCACCUCGUAGUAACCCUACUCGAAGGCGACCGAUCAAGCAUGACUCUUGGGACGUGGAGGAUGGACUCGAUGACGCAUUCUCAAGCAACAUGGAAGUAGACGAGAUGGACACGGACUGGCCGAGUCCCGCUCCGAACCCGUCUCUGACGAUGCAGCUUUGAGUCCCCAGGAGGUCUCCGAGGAUAAUCUGUUAUGCAACAAUGAUUUUGAAUAACACACACCGGCAAUAUCUGCUCGACACCGCAGAAAUUAAACGGAAAUCAUACCACGGCACCAAGACCAACAAAAAAAACCAACAAAACAACAUUCAGCACUUGAACAGACAGCUAAACAUUCACGCUUCUCAGUGCACAACCCGAAUCAGAGAUGAUCUAUUUGAUAUUCUUCAGCUGCUGCAGAGAAGCAGCCAGAAUGAAUACCCUGAUAUUAUUAUAAACUGCUUUUUCUGUGAAUGCUGCCAGUCAGCGCUUACUUGACUCGAGUGUAAACAGCCAUUUCCUGCUAUAUUCAAAUUCCUACAAACUGUCAGGUGAAAAACGAUGCACAGUGUGCAACACAUCACUGCAAAGCAAGCAAGGCUGACACAUUUCUACUCAAAGAUGUUCUCUUGGAAGAUGUUUGGAUGAAUACUAUGUCCUCCUUUUAAUCUAAAUUUGUAAAAAGAAAAAAACUUUCCCAUGUGGUUCAACUUCUGAUGAAGAUUUUUCUCGGCAUCAAGAAGUCCAGUGUGUAUAUAAAGCUGGCAUCUCUUUCUAAAAAUAUGAAAGCUCUCUGAUCCUGAUGUUUGCUUGAUGGACUAACGGCUGCCAGUCUCUGUAGGGAUUCCAGUUGUCAUCAGCAAAAAUGGUACAAAUCCUUAAUCAUGUUACUGGAUGAAUUAUACAUCCAUCGUUCAGUUUGUUGUGCUGAUUCAAGCAGUGAAACAGCAUGUGAUACAGACAUGCUGUGCCAUGUCAUCUUUUUAUUAAUUGCAACAUAAAUAUGUUGGGGGGGAAAAAAGGCAAGUAUAAAUACUGGAAAAUAAGGAAAUGUUUGUGAAAGAUACCAACAAAUAAAACAUAAGUUUUUUUUGUUUUUGUUUUUUUUCUUGCUAAAACUUCCCAACAAAUUUGGGGAGACAGAAUUUAGUACGCCUGUUUUUAUCCCACACUUUCUGCUUCUGUAUCUGCUGAGGAAGAGGAUGAGGUGUAGCUGUAAUAUUGAAGGUCAAGAAUAAACCUUGAAACUGGAGUUUAGUUUUUGCUCUAUAGUGUAAGACAUUUACAGUUACUUUUUCAUUCAGUGUCAUUAUUGGGGGUAACGCAGUGCAUUCAGUAGUAGCUUAGGGACCGUCAGGUAAUGCACUUGACUAAGAACUACAGUUUGACAUUUAAAAAGGUACUCCAGUGAUUUUAGUAUCGCACUUUCAUAAAGUGGUGUGCUUAAAAGCUAUUCGCAAAAUGUGAUAGAAAUUGAAGCAUAGCGGCAAAGAUAUCCUCCUAUUAGUAUGGGCCAAGCUCCAAAAACACACAAUCCUGCAUUUCCCAUAAUACAGUUUAACAACAACAAUCCUAAACACCCACGUAUUUCAAACUUAACACUUUUAGUUUGUCAGACAGGCACUGUGUUAAAAAAAACAUAACUAUGACAUCAUCGGGGUUAUUUUUUUGAGACUUUGUCACGCUCCCUCAGGAUGUAUUCACAAGCUGAGUAAUACUAAUCAUGAUGAUGGUUAAGACACUCCAACAAUUAAUUAAUUAAUAAUCCAUUGAUAACCUUUGCUUGAUGUUAACGUCAAUAGAAUCUCCGUUCUUAUAACAAGAUUGUGUUUGCACUAAAAGGCAACUUUUCUUGGACUGACGUAACCUCUAACAAUCAGUUUCAGCGCUGUCGUACUUGAACAUGGCUUAUGUAACCAAAAUUUACAUCCUGUCAUCUCUUCAUUCAGUCUGCUGUACAUAAGGAUGAUGUUACUGUUGAAGAAUAGCGACAGUGUAGGAUUAUGAAGACAACCGUAUGGACAGGCCAAACUAUUAGAGAACAGAAACCUAUUUCCAUAUGCCGUAUUUUUUCUAUGUCAGAGCUGUGUAAUUUAUGUACGCAUAUUGUAUGAUUCUAAAUGAAGUAGGAUUAAUAGAAUCAGGGCUUCAAACAAGUGUUUUUUCAAACAUAAUUAUGACUUGUUGAGAUGUGAAUGUGUAGAUGCUUGUAUGUUUUGCAUUAGGUUAGAUGAUUUGUAAAUGUAAUUGUGGUUUUUAUUACUGCAGGAAUUGCUUUAUUUUUUCUAAAUAGCCAUUAGUAACCAACGUACAGAAUACAGUUAUAAAUUAUCCUAUUCUUAAGUCAGUGACCAUCUGUUACAUCAAUCGACGCAGUUCACAUUUUUCAUCUCUUGUCUGCAAUCUGUGCCACAAAACAUGUCCUUCGUCCCAAAUCUUAUAAUAGACUAGUUGCUGCUCUGCUCAGAUUCAGCAAAUUAUUUUUAUCCACAGCUCAGAUGACGCGCACUGUCAAGAGAAUAUUAUAAUGUGCCUCGGUCUGGCUGAAGUGGUCUUUCUCUCUGUAUUCAUGGCAUCAUGACUGAGUAUCAUUGUGAUGGCAGGAGGCGGGAGGUAGCGGGCGGCUCUGUGUUGUUGUCAUGACACCCGCUGCCGAAUAAUUGGAUGGCUUAUCAGGUUACGCCAUGAAGCUUAAUUGCAUUGUUUCAUUCCUGACUGGCUGAUAUAGCAGCUCCACUGCAUAUUUAAAGGGAGCACUGUACUGUUUGGAUAUCACAAAUAUCCCACGUAACCACUGAGCCAUGUUUUCAUUUUAGUAUUGACUGAAGUUCAAGGUCAGCAGAGAAAAUGAAGUGUUGUCAUUUUGCCUUAGACUUUUCCUCACGAGUAGAAAUUCUUUCUUUCUUUCUUCUUUUUUUUUUUUUGCAACAUUUUGUCACCUUUUAUGCUCCGUCAUUGACUGACCGAUUGAUUCGUGUUUAGAUGUUUCCGUAUCCGCAGAUUCAGUGCUAUUGAGUGAUAUUUGGAGAUGGGCUGAUGUCCAGGAGCUCUCAGACUCAGAAUUGGAUUUCAAUAAUGACAACCAACAACAUAAGAAUUUUGAAGCACACGUUUUGUAGAGGUUAAGUUGUUUCUACACAGCUAAACCACAAACUGCACUAUUAGAUAUUACACUUAGAUAUAGUCUUCAUGCUGUAUUCGCCCUUCUUAAUAGAGAUUUAGCCAAUAUAAUUAACAUUUACAGCCAAACCCCACUGGAUCCUUAUUUAGAAUUCAUUAAUCCAUGCAUAAAUUAUAUGACUGUGUGAAUCGAUCUAGUUGACUGUACAGGUAUGUAGGCAGUAUACCGUAUACAGCAGAAUGAUGUGGCCAGAUUCUCAGUAAAUCUCAGCGGUUCUUUGGUGCAGCCAAGAAAUGGGAGGGGAGGCGAGCGUAGAGAAGAAAAGGGGAGGCAGACCCACACUUGGAGGUAUAACAUGCCAAUUUGAGUCUGGAGUGCACUGAAUACAAAUCAGCCUGUGAAGGUUUUGAGGCCAGAACACAUCUAAGGCUUG